AUGUUUCGUUGCUCUACCCAAGUCGCGAGAUUCGCGCCAACCAGAUUUGCAGCAAGAAACGUGCUGUUUUUGAGAGCGCAAUCGUCGAAUGCUGUCAACAGAGCGCAAUUGCCCUUCACUUUUUCGAGUUCGGGACCCUCGGCGAUCAAAUACACAUCUCAACACGAGUGGAUCGCCGCUCAUCCUGACGGAACGGCAUUCGUGGGAAUUACGAAGUACGCCGCCGAUGCUCUAGGCGACGCCACCUACGUGGAGCUGCCCGAGGCCGAGAGUGAGCUGGAAGCGGGAGACUCGCUCGGAUCCGUUGAAUCCGUCAAGUCUGCUUCUGAGAUCUACCAGCCUGUGGGCGGUGUCGUUCUGGAGGGAAAUGAAGCCCUUAACGACUCUCCACAACUUAUAAACGAAGACCCGCUUGGAGAGGGCUGGAUAGCAAAGGUAAAGCUCAACAACGUUGCUGAUUUGGAGACCGACGAACUCAUGUCCUUGGAGCAGUACGAAAAAUCGCUUCAAGAAGACCACUAA
Molecule: messenger RNA, 522 nt
Organism: Lachancea mirantina
Lineage: Eukaryota; Fungi; Ascomycota; Saccharomycetes; Saccharomycetales; Saccharomycetaceae
Source: the annotation of a GenBank genome assembly